CAAAAGUGUCAGACAAAACUAAAAGACAAGAGACUUGUGGAGAAUAGAGGGAUAUCUCUGGACCGUUAACAUGUGCCGAUCACUCGAACAUCUGCCUCUCACCUGUCUGGAAAGGGCAAAAGAGCUCAAAGCUCGCUUUGGAAGUUUUCUCCUAAAGCAAGAGCUGUACAUGGGUCUUUCUCAUAAAACCGACAAACUAACACUGGAAGACAGAGAAAAAUGGAGCCAGUCUUUCCAUUACCUCCUGGCUCACAAAGAGGGACUGUGUGCAUUCAGAGCGUUUCUGUCGUCUGAGUACAGUGAGGAAAAUAUCGCAUUCUAUCUGGCUUGUGAGGACUACAAGAACACAAAGCCUUGCUCCAAGCUGUGCUCCAAGGCCAAGAAAAUUUACGAGGAGUUCAUCUGCAAUGACGCACCAAGAGAGGUUAAUCUUGAUCACGAAACAAAAACAAUCACCUCGAAAAAUUUAGAGAACCCCACCUUCACCUGCUUUAAGAUAGCCCAGAGUAAAAUUUACACCCUGAUGGAAAAAGACUGCUACCCUCGUUUCCUCAAGUCAACUGUCUACCAGGAACUCAUCGCACAACAUGCGGGCCAAACCACUCAUGGAUGAAGUGCAGGUGAAUCUAGAGACAGCCGCAAUGGAAUGUGUCAAAGACAAACACAGAGUUUGUGUGACAUUACAGCUGGUGCGUGAUCACAGCCUGUUUCCAGAGAAGUUCUUUUGAAACUCAAUUAACAGACUGGAAGGAGGACUGAAGCACAGGCUUUGGAAAUUUCUGAAUAAAUGUACUGUAGGGGAGCACACAGUAUGAUCAAGUUUGUACUGUAGCACUGGAGAAGAACUGUGAAACUUUUGCACUUUUUGUGUGUGUUUUGUAUUGCCUCGUGAGUAUUUAUUGAAGAACUAUAAUGAAUAUACUGUUAUUUAUAUUAAAUAAACAAAUGUGGUUAUUUAUUGAAUAUUCUUGUGAAACCAAAAGGAUUUAAAUAAUCCUUAAAUAAACUUUUACAUUAAAAUA
Messenger RNA from Triplophysa dalaica, 1022 nucleotides. It is a transcript of the gene rgs5b, whose product is annotated as regulator of G protein signaling 5b. The coding region runs from base 71 to 613 and encodes 180 amino acids. The transcript has 4 exons. The record is from RefSeq and is a predicted model, not a curated record. Lineage: Eukaryota; Metazoa; Chordata; Actinopteri; Cypriniformes; Nemacheilidae.